Molecule: messenger RNA, 578 nt
Organism: Suillus discolor
Lineage: Eukaryota; Fungi; Basidiomycota; Agaricomycetes; Boletales; Suillaceae
Exons: 1
Coding region: 80-502 (140 amino acids)
Biological process (GO): positive regulation of cytoplasmic translation
Cellular component (GO): cytoplasm
Molecular function (GO): translation regulator activity; single-stranded RNA binding; mRNA binding
Source: RefSeq, a predicted model, not a curated record
UUCGUCUCAUAUCCACUCACCUUGUUUAGCUAUAACUGUAUGUUAUUUUCAUUGUUGAGUCCACUCUUACACGGUGUUCAUGAUUUCUGCAGGUGGCUUGGAGGGUCAUGUUUCUCGUGAUUGCACGAUGGAAGUCAAGGCCAAGUCUUGCUACAAAUGUGGUCAAGAGGGUCACAUUGUAUGUUUUCUGAGGAUGUUGGUCAAUCUUUUUACUCAUUGGAUUCAGUCUCGCGAUUGCCCUGACGCCGGUGCAGGCGGCGGCGGCGGCAGCUAUGGUGGGGGAUUUUCCAGCCAGGAGUGCUACCGCUGCGGCAAACCCGGCCACAUUGCGCGCGCAUGUCCUGAGGCCGCAGGAGGCAACUCUAGCUACGGAGGCGGAGGCGGAGGCGGAGGCAAUUAUUCUGCUUUUGGUGGCGGAGGCUCGAAGACUUGGUUUGUCUCUAUUAUGUCCAUCUUACAUUGUACUAAUUCGCCAUACACAGCUAUACCUGCGGUGGUGUAGGUCAUCUGUCACGCGACUGCGUUCAGGGCUCUAAGUGCUAUAACUGCUCGGGCGUGGUACGUUGCUCUGCAUAUAA